AUGGCGUCAAACGAGAAAGAGAAGGUGGUCAUCGUGGGUAGUGGCUGGGCAGGCUACACUCUGGCCUACGGCCUCGACCACAGGAAGUACGACAUGACGGUCAUUUCCCCGGAGAAUUCCUUCGCUGUCACUCCUUUGCUUGCCAGCGCAGCCUGUGGACUGUUUGAUUGUCGUCUGGCCCAUGAGCCAAUUCGACGCAAGGACCUCCACGCCAAAUAUAUGAAGGCCUACGUGACCGACAUCGAUUUCAAAAACCAGAUCGUGUUCUGUCGACCGGCAUUCGAACAGCUGAAAAAUGAGCGACUAGAAGUCCCUUACGACAAAGUCAUCAUCGCUCCAGGUUGCACUACCAAUACUUUUGGCGUACCUGGCGUGGAGAAACACGCUAUAUUCGUGAAGAACGUGGCCGAUGCCAACAUUGUCCGCAGUCGGCUCAACGAUAACCUGGAGAUGGCCUCGCUUCCUUGCACUCCGGAGGCAAAACAGAGGCAGUUGUUGCACGUUGUCAUUGUCGGUGGCGGUCCCACCGGUAUCGAGAUGGCGGCCGAAUUGACAGACCUCUUUGACGGGGAUCUGGGGGCGCUUUACCCAGACCUAAAGGGCAAAACCUCAGUGGCUGUCCAUGAUGUCGCGCCUCAGAUCUUGUCUCCUUUUGACCGCAGGCUUCAGGAAUAUGCCACCCAGACGCUGCGCAGCCACAAGGUCGAGAUCAAGGUCAAUUCGCACAUUACAAAUGUGACGGCCGACACUAUCGAGACAAGGGAGGACGGCGUGAUCGGAUACGGCAUUCUCAUCUGGGCCACCGGAAACAAGGCCAGACCGCUGGUCGAAGAUCUGAAGACGUUGAAGUCUGAUCACGGUCUGAAGCGAAUUCUCACAAACGACAAUCUCCAAGUUCUGGCCCCGGACGGCACCGUGAUCCCCAAUGCGUAUGCCUUGGGCGAUGCUGCCGAUAUCGAGGGGGGCAGCCUGCCGACCACCGCUGAAGUGGCCGUCCAAAAGGCGGAUUAUCUGGUGAAACAUCUGAAUUCAGGGACCUUUACGAGGCCGUUUAAGUACCAGCAAAGGGCACUGGUGACCUACACAGGCCGCAGGGACGGCGUCAUAGGAGGGAAGCACGACUACACGGGCUAUGGUGCUUGGCUGAGCUGGAGGUCUGGAAACUUCUUCUGGACUCGCUCGUGGCGUCGUAGGAUCCUGAUGUGCUUUGCAUGGCUCAUGGACUGGAUCGACGGUCGUGAGAUUAUUCGCAACUGA
Molecule: messenger RNA, 1257 nt
Organism: Rasamsonia emersonii CBS 393.64
Lineage: Eukaryota; Fungi; Ascomycota; Eurotiomycetes; Eurotiales; Trichocomaceae
Product: Disulfide oxidoreductase
Exons: 1
Coding region: 1-1257 (418 amino acids)
Molecular function (GO): NADH dehydrogenase activity
Source: RefSeq, a predicted model, not a curated record